Messenger RNA from Podarcis lilfordi (Lilford's wall lizard), 7819 nucleotides. The record is from the annotation of a GenBank genome assembly. NCBI's taxonomy places the organism in Eukaryota, Metazoa, Chordata, Lepidosauria, Squamata, Lacertidae.
CGCUGCACGCGGCCCGUCGGAAGUGGCCCGGCAGCUGUCCUCCUUGUCCGGUGCCGCGGCCCGCUUUCCCCUCCGCCGCUUCGGGCUCUCCCCGGGAUCAUGGAGGAGCCGGAGAUGCAGCUCAAAGUGAAGAAAGGUAGCGGCGGAGGAGCCACUUCCGGUGGUGUCGCGCCCAAAGGCGUCCGGGCAGGAAUGGGGAGGGGGGAGGGGCGCGCAAUGAUUCGCAGGAGCGCAAAGCCGCAGCCCAGAUGUGUGUGUUUGUUUUAGGGAAGCGGCUAGAAAGCGGCCCCAGCCCCUCCUUUUCCAAGCUCAUGCCUUCAAACUGAACGCCAUGCGUCAAGAGUGCCUCUGAGCCUGUGCAGAUAGCAUUCCCCUGGCAGAAAGCCGCCUUCUCUCCUGGACACGCUGGAGCCCCGGAAUGUCCUGCAUGAGCAGGGAAACGAUGUUUUAUUGUUUAUUAUUAUUAUUAUUAUUAUUAUUAUUAUUAAAUCAUAUUUAAUCCACAGAAAGAAUAACAACAUUAUUCUUUCAUUAGUAUUAAUAUUACGACGUUGUAAUUCCCUUCAUGUCAAUAGUAUGUAGUAGGGGGGAACGGAGUCAUAGCCAUUCCUACCUGUGGUUAUUGUGGGGGUGGCACAGUUGUGUUGCAUUGGAAAUGGCUUGCAUUAGACCCAUUGAAUGCAAUGGCCCUGUGAGGUGGGUGAAGAGGUCACCCAGUGGGCUUCAUAAUGGAGUGGGAAUUUGAACCCUGAUCUCCCAGGUCUUUGCCCAACACUCUCACCGCUACACCCCACUGGCUAGACCCUCUGCAAUGAUGCAGCUCUAUAAAUUAAGGAGGUAACUAAAUAUGGAGAAAGCAAAAUGUCACUUAGAGAAGGAUCUGAAAAAAAUUCCUGGAAGCCUGAAUCUCUUUUAUUAUGGAUUGUUUCAUCUCAACCGCAUUGUGAUUUUUUCCCUUUAAAAUACAAAGAUUUUUCCUUUAAAAUACAAAGUGUUAUAGAAAUGGGGGGGGGGACCCCAUUGCAAAAAAAAUGGCACCUAGACAUUCUUUUGUGAGCGCAGCCUAGGUUUAAUGUAUCAUUUGGUAAUUAGGUUAUAUAUCUGAGUUUCUAACACUGGUAAUAGUAGUAGUAGUGAUGAUGAUGAUGAUGAUGAUGAUGAUGAUGAUGAUAGCUGCCUGGAAAGGAUUUCCUGGCUUGGCAAUGAAGCUGCAAUUAAAAUUAACAUCUCCCCAUUCUUCCUAGUGACAGACAAGUUUACAGAGAGCAUGUAUGUCUUGGCCAACGAACCUUCUGUGGCUCUGUAUCGGCUUCAGGAGCACGUCAGGCGUUCCCUCCCGGAAUUGGCCCAGCAUAAGGUAUGCCACCUUCGAACCCAGGAGUGAAAAAACUCAAAUGCGCACCAUGCUUAAUCAUGGUCCCUGCAUUGCAGGGGGUUGGGCUACGUGGCCCUUGGGAUCCCGUCAAAUUCUGUGAUUCACCAGCACCAGAUCAGCUAGCUGAACCUGCCCCACUUUAGGGGUUUUGGGGGUCACUGUUUUAAACAGUCCUGCCUUUCUCCAAAGAAUCCUGGGACCUGUGGGUUGCUGAAUAUAGGGAGGCCCCUAUAUUCCUCUCAGAGCCAGUAUUUGCAAUUCGCCAAGCGCAUUUUUUACCUGUCGGUCCUCUGCAACCGGGUGAUUAGCUUAUAUGGUGCAAAUGUAUAAAUUAAGUAGGUAAAUAAAUAUGGGGAAAGCAAAAUGGAUGGCGCCUGAUGUCUCCACCAUCUGGAGGUUCAUGCCUGGGGAUCAUUGGAUCGGGACUGUUUUCACACACUAAUACAAAGUCCUGUAGAAUCUAUCAGUUCUAUUUUAUCUGCACAAUUGGAAUGAAUUUCAGGAACCAAAAUGCCAAAUGCCUGAGCAGGACUGGUGAACAAUGUUAUAAUUAAUUGCUGUCGCUUGUCUUCACUUACCCCAACUUACAGUCGGGAAAAAUACUCCUAUGUUAUGAGUGGUCCAUGUCACCAUUAAGAAAAAGAAGUUGGAAUAGGCCAAUAGAUCUGUAGACUGUCUCUGUAUCAAGUGACUUUCUUUUUUAAGUUCUCAAAGCUCUUAACCAAGCUCAGGGUUGUCCUCUGAACUAGCCAGAUGUUUAACUGAGAAUCAAUCAGUCCGUCCGUCAUUUGAAAAAUAAGACUUUAGAGCUGUCUUGCCUCAAAAUGGCAACUGGACAUUCCUUUCUGGCAACUGCAACCUUGGUUCAAGGAGCCAUUUGGUGCCUGGCUCAUAUAUCUGAGUUUUGAACACAGCCCAAAGCUCCACUUCCCAGGGAAUAGGAAUUGAGUGUUAAAUGCUCUUGGGAAUUGUAGAUCUGGGAGGGAGAAGAUGGGUCUCCUAACAGCUCCCAGUACCAUGAAUGUACAGUGGUACCUCAGGUUACAAACACUUCGGGUUACAGACUCUGCUAACCUGGAAGUAGUACCUCAGGUUAAGAACUUUGCUUCAGGAUGAGAACAGAAAUCGCGCAGCGGCGGCAGUGGGAGGCCCCAUUAGCUAAAGUGGUGCUUCAGGUUAAGAACAGUUUCAGGUUAAGAACAGACCUCCAGAACGAAUUAAGUUCAUAACCAGAGGUACCACUGUAGUAAAAUCCUAUAUCAGAGAACCUGCCAGCCUUCAAAUGUUGUCACCUCCCAGUGUUCCAGCAGAGAGUCAGAUAGGAUGGAUGAGUGUAGAAACAUGUGCUAGCCCACAGUUAAUGUUUGAAGUUUUAUAGUGCUUUUAUAUUUUGCUGGAAACAGCCCAGAGUGGCUGGAGCAAUCCAGUCAGAAUUAUAAAACUACUACUACUACUACUACUACUACUACUACUACUACAGAAUUGCCAACCCUGCCCUCCAUCAGGAGAGGGCCAUUUCCCUCAUCUCAUUAUAUUUUGUAUUUAUUGAUUACAUUUCUUUCUCACCCUCUUUCCUCCAAGAAGCUCUAGGCGGCGUGUGUGGUUCUCCCUCUCCCCAUUUUAGCCCUCAACAACCCUGUGAGGUAGGCAGUUGUUGUCAUCGUUGCCAUUAUGGUACAGAUUUGUGGGCUUCUUCAUACAGCGAAGCCAGCCUUCGCAGCACAGAAACAGAGCAGGGGGCACAAAUGCAAGCCCUGAAAACAAGAAAAUCAGCCAACUCUAAAGCAACACAACCAUCCAUGCAAACUCCUGAAAACGACAAAACCAUUUCAUCGCAUAUAAAGCUUAUUUUUCCAUAAAUAACUGGGUUACCGGAGCUGCUGGUGGUGAACAUGAGUCUCUCCUCCGCCCCACCCCUGUCUAAUCCUCACAACCCUCCUGCGAGGUGGGCUAGGCUGAGGGGCAGUGACCCCAAAGUCACCCAGCCAGCUUCCUGGCCCAGUGGGAGGAUUUGAACCUCGGCCUCCCAGGUCCUACGUGUGCAGAUCAGUCUCUGGAGGGAGGGGGUUGGUUCUUACUGGGAGGGGGAGAUGUUGGAGGAGAGGGUAUUUCGGUUAUUUUGAAAAGGGAUAGAGAGUCAAUACAGCAGGGAGGGCAGAUGUUAUCCAGGCUGCUUGUUCCCAAACUUAUUUAAAAGGUCCCUUGUUUAAUUUAGGGGCUUGUAUUAAUAGUGGUGCCGUAGGGAGAGCAGGGUUUUGGAAGAGAAUGCUAGCGAAAUAGAGAAGGUCACCCUGCUGUCUUUCUUCCUUAAAAAAGAAAAAAUUCAUCAAGGAUUUAGUCAUCUUUUCCAACUAGGCAACAUCUCAUGGAUAAGCUGUCCUGGCGAGAGAGGGAUUUGUUAUUCCCCAGUUCCGAGUUAAAGAAAGCAACCUCCUCCCUCUGUUUCCCCCCACCCCUUAGCUCUCUUUUGGGGACUGGGAUCUGCUGUUUGUUCCUCCCCUGCCCCCUUAAUGUGCCGUUAAUUCCAUUGUCUUGAGCAUUAGCCAGCUUAAGCUAAUGCAAGUCAUCCAAGGGAGGCGGUCUGAGAUUUUUUGAAUUUUCUGGACUUGGGGGGCAUGAGUGUGUUUUGCAUUAAGCCACAGCUACCUUUCAUUCACCCCUUUAGUUUUUUUUAAAAGAAGUUAAUGGGCCUUUGGGGUUGGCAUCCGUCUAUCUCGGGAGGCAAUGGAGUGCACCUUUGAGGGUGAAGUCCAGCUGUUGGAAGGUUGCAGCACCUGAGACCAAUGCGGGAGAGACAUACUGCAUUGCAGCCGGGGCAGAUGAAGGCGUCUGUUUGUGCUGCUGCAGAUGCACCAGGGCAUUUCUUCUCUCUCUGCUCCUCCUGGCACAGUCACUCCUCCUCUGAUCACUGCUAUGGAUGCAAACCUGACUGCAGACAUCUUUGUAACACAGAGUCUGCCAACGGUCCCAUAGAGCACCUCCUUGGGGAUCCUGCCAUCUUCCAUUCUGUGCAUGUGGCCAAGCCAGAGUAGACAUCCCUGAGACAGGAGUGCAAACAAGCUGGGAAUGUGGGCUUGGGGAAGCACAUUUUGGUUUGAGACUCUGUCCUGCCAUGCGAUGCCCAAAUCUUCCUGGUACAGCACCUGUGACCCAGUGUUAGAAACUCAGAUAUAUAAGCUCAUCGCCAAAUGGCUCCUUAAGCCAAGGUUACAGUCGCCAAAGCAGAAUGCCUUGUAGCCAUUUGGAGGGCGGUUGGCUCUGAAGUUGUAUUUUUCAAUACGACUUUUUGAUUCUUUACAUUUAUUCUGAUUGUGUGGAUAAAAUAUAACAGAUAGAAUUCUACAGGAUGGGGCCUUAGUGUGUGAAAACAGUCCAGAUGGGGGAGACGUCAGGCCCCAUCCUGGCACCUGGGCAUCUUCACUUGGUUGCAAGUGGCUGAUAGCCAGGUACAAAAUGCACCUGGCAAAUUUCAAGUGCUGCUGUGACCAUAUAAUAAAUGUUUGAUUGCCUAAGGAGUUUGUUUUCUCUGCAAAGGAGGUUACCCAUUGUGUCUCUGUACCUUGGCUUCUGUGGCUAAAUCUGCUGUCCCUCUGCAGGACUUUCUUGCAGAUAAGUUCAGAUACUUAAGCAUAACAGGCCAGCCUUAUUUUGGAGAGGUCGGAGGCUGCCCAUUGCCCCUCUGAAUGACUCAUGCAAUUGUAGAGUUGGAAGAGACCCCCCAAGGAUCGUUGCAGCCUUUUCUCCUUGGGCAGUUUGUGACCAGAACCCCCACCCCACCUCAAAAGCACUAGGGUUGGUAUCUGGACGUGCUGCGUGGCAGUGUUUAGUGCAUCAAGCUAGAACUGAGGAGACCCAGGUUGCUUCUUGGAGAUCAUCACCCUGUCACCUUUCCUCCUUGCAGGCCGACAUGCAGAGCUGGGAGGAGCAAAGUCAAGGGGCCAUCUACACCGUGGAGUACGCUUGCAGGUACUUGGGGGAAGCCUGCAGGGCUGCAUCCCUUUCCCAAAGGGGCUUCCCAAGCGCCCAUAGAUGGGCUGCGGUUGGGGGGAAGGCAGCAAAGAGCCUCCGGCAUUGAUCCCCAUUUCCAUGGCUAACUGUACUAAACUGAAACCAAAAUCCACACUGCUUAAAAUUAGAAUUCAGACUUCCAGGUAUCUCAUUGCAGCCAUGAGAACUAGGAACUUGACAUGCAAUUCAGAAGUCUAGUGACCCUGUGAAGGGAAGCUCUAGUCCCACUCUGUUCUGCCUUGGUCAGAGUCCUGUGUCACAGUCCCACCUGGAGUCCUGUGUCCUGUUCUGGGCUCCACAAUUUGAGAAGGAUAUUGACACGCUGGAAGUGUGGAGAGGAGGGCAGCCAAGAUCUGCUAACUAUAGAAUCAUAGAAUCCUAGAGUUGGAAUAGACCCCAAGGGCCAUCGAGUCCAACCCCCUGCCAAGCAGGAAACACCAUCAGAGCACUCCUGACAUAUGGUUGUCAAGCCUCUGCUUAAAGACCUCCAGAGAAGGAGACUCCACCACACUCCUUGGCAGCAAAUUCCACUGUCAGAACAGCUCUUACUGUCAGGAAGUUCUUCCUAAUGUUUAGGUGGAAUCUUCUUUCUUGUAGUUUGGAUCCAUUGCUCCGUGUCCGCUUCUCUGGAGCAGCAGAAAACAACCUUUCUCCCUCCUCUAUGUGACAUCCUUUUAUAUAUUUGAACAUGGCUAUCAUAUCACCCCUUAACCUCCUCUUCUCCAGGCUAAACAUGCCCAGCUCCCUUAGCCGUUCCUCAUAAGGCAUCGUUUCCAGGCCUUUGACCAUUUUGGUUGCCCUCCUCUGGACACGUUCCAGUUUGCCAGUGUCCUUCUUGAACUGUGGUGCCCAGAACUGGACACAGUACUCCAGGUGAGGUCUGACCAGAGCAGAAUACAGUGGCACUAUUACUUCCAUUGAUCUAGAUGCUAAUCCUAUUGAUGCAGCCCAGAAUUGCAUUGGCUUUUUUAGCUGCCGCGUCACACUGUUGGCUCAUGUCAAGUUUGUGGUCAACCAAGACUCCUAGAUCCUUUUCACAUGUACUGCUCUCAAGCCAGCUGUCACCCAUCUUGUAUUUGUGCCUCUCCUUUUUUUUGCCCAAGUGCAAUACUUUACAUUUCUCCCUGUUAAAAUUCAUCUUGUUUGUUUUGGCCCAGUUCUCUAAUCUGUCAAGGUCGUUUUGAAGUGUGAUCCUGUCCUCUGGGGUGUUAGCCACCCCUCCCAGUUUGGUGUCAUCUGCAAAUUUGAUCAGGAUGCCCUUGAGUCCAUCAUCCAAGUCGUUGAUAAAGAUGUUGAAUAAGACCUGGCCCAAGACAGAACCCUGUGGCACCCCACUAGUCACUCUUCUCCAGGAUGAAGAGGAACCAUUGAUGAGCACCCUUUGGGUUCGGUCAGUCAGCCAGUUACGAAUCCACUGAGUGGUAGCAUAGUGAAGACCGCAUUUUACCAGCUUCUUUACAAGAAUAUCAUGGGGCACCUUGUCAAAUGCCUUGCUGAAAUCAAGGUAGGCUACAUCCACUGCGUUCCCUUCAUCUACCAGGCUUGUAAUUCUAUGCCUGAUGAGGAACGGUUGAGGGAGCUGGGUAUGUUUAGCCUGGAAAAAAGGAGACUGAGAGGAGAUAUGAAAGCCACCCACAAAUAUCUCAAGGGCUGCCACAUGGAGGAGGGAGCAAGCUUGCUUUCUGCUGCCCCAGAGGGGAGGAUCCAGAUCAACGGCUUCAGGUUACAAGAAAGGAGAUUCCAACUAAACAUCAGGAAUAACUUUCUGACAGCAAAAUUAAAAUAAAUAAUAAUAAUGCCGCCUCAAGUACUCUCUCUCUCUUUUCCAGUGCCAUCAAGAACAUGAAAGACAGCAGCGUUUAUUUCAAGAGCAUUGAGGGUCUGCUCAGGCACACCAUUGCGGUGAAAGACCGCCUGAAUGCUGCCCGCAGGUAGCUCCAGGAGCCCCAAGAAGCCCCCCACGAACCCCCCUUCCACCCCAGAGGAGUCCCAGGGUCUGGUCGGUGCAAGAGGCCAAGACAGCAGCGGUGUGCACUGUGUUGAUUGUGGCUGACUUUUUAAAUUAAAUCUUGUUAAUAUUAAAGCUCCGCAAGCUGAUAACAGAAUGAUGUUUAUUGCAGUGGGGGGGGGGGGUGUGAGAGAGAGAAAGAGAGAGAGAGACUCUUCCUGUGUGCUGAGAGUGAGGGUUUUUCCUACAUUCCUUGUGCUUGGGGAAGGUGUGUUAGGAAUAUGUGAACUGACCUUAUCCCAAGUCAGGACUUUUGGCUAGUACUUCCUACUCUGACUGGCAGCAGGUCUCCAGGAUUUGAGACUCACGUAGUGGGCGGGGGUCUUUUUCCCAGCCUGGGAACCUGGGACCUUCUGUGCACAAAGCAGAUGAUGGGCAACCCAGUCAGAUGGGCAGGGUACAAAUAAUAAAAAAUGUUGUUGUUGUUA